This is a messenger RNA of Camponotus floridanus (Florida carpenter ant), 513 nucleotides long. RefSeq lists its product as uncharacterized. The record is from RefSeq and is a predicted model, not a curated record. NCBI's taxonomy places the organism in Eukaryota, Metazoa, Arthropoda, Insecta, Hymenoptera, Formicidae. The transcript is spliced from 2 exons.
AAAAAAGAUGAAGACAUGUUUUUCCGAUAUACAAGAAUGGAUGUAUUUACAUUUUACGAAUUAUUACAAUUAAUGAGUCCAUUCUUGCAAAAAAGGAGUAUCAGAACUCCAAUAUGUCCAGAACAACGUCUCGCAAUAACUCUAAGAUAAAGAUAUGCUUUAAAAUAAUACAUUUCUACUGCUCAUAUGAUUGUCAAGGAAACAUGCUCUAUUAUAACUAAUGUUUUAAUGCCAAUUUACGUGAAACAUCCCACAAAAGAGGAAGGGACAAAAAUCAGCAAUGAUUUUUUAGAAUUAUGGAAUUUGCCAAAUUGUGUUGGAGCAAUCGAUGGUAAAUACAUAAUUAUCCAGGCACCUCCAAACUCUGGCUCAAUGUAUUUUAAUUAUAAAAAAACUUUUAGUAUUGUGUUGAUGGCUGCUUGUGAUGCUCAAUACAAGUUUACACUGUUUGAUGUUGAUGCAUAUGGCAGUGAAAGUGAUGGCGGAAUUUUCUCUAGAUCAGACUUCGGAUAA